Acanthopagrus latus (yellowfin seabream) is the source of this 2929-nucleotide messenger RNA. It is a transcript of the gene tuba5, whose product is annotated as tubulin alpha 5. Bases 1452 to 2804 code for a protein of 450 amino acids. Lineage: Eukaryota; Metazoa; Chordata; Actinopteri; Spariformes; Sparidae. The record is from RefSeq and is a predicted model, not a curated record. Gene Ontology annotation, molecular function: GTP binding; structural constituent of cytoskeleton. Gene Ontology annotation, biological process: mitotic cell cycle; microtubule cytoskeleton organization. The transcript is spliced from 5 exons. Gene Ontology annotation, cellular component: microtubule; cytoplasm.
AGAGCAAAUGUGGAGAAUCAUCCAGCUACUCAUAGCAGUUUAAUGUCUCAAAUUCACCAGAAUGAACAGGCUACAUGCUUCAGUUUUUAUCCCUGUACAACUUUAUGUGUCCUAACAUACAGAAACAGGAAACAUUGAAUGUUUACAUGCCACCAAAUUAUUGAAUUCCCCAUCCAACUUCCUGAUGUUAUUUAUUUUUAGAAGGAAAAGCAUUUUAUAAUAACUUUUGGCUCAUGCUCGCGCUCUGUUUCAGACAGGGAUUUUGAGAACGAUAAGAAAACAAAGUGAAAAGAUUUAUGAUUCAGAAGCACAAGCAAUACAAGAAACACAAAGUUUAAAAGUAAACUAGUGCAGUUUAAAUCAAGGGAUUAGAAAAGACAAAAGAAUACAGUAAAGAUAAGAAUCAUGAAUGUUGAAUCAGAUUCUGUACAACCAGUGAAUAAUUAGACCUCUUACCGUACAAGAUCAUUUCAAUUUAUGAUUAAAUAGGAAGUUCUUUUGCACAGUUACCAAAUAAUAAAGCAGCCCAGGAAAAUUUAACAAUAACUUUGAUGAUUGAAGUCACGUAACACGAGUUAAAUCGCUCUUGUAUUGGGUGUUCACCUUACAGUAACUUAGUGUAUAUGAUCUCAGUGGUGACAAGUAACCGACUGAAUCUACUUGAGUACUGUAAUUUACUUAAGUACUUCUUUGUUUGCUGCUUUCUACCGCUUAAAAUUGAAAUACUUCAAAAGUAGGUUAUGUGAGCUUUUAAAAUGGACCCACAAAGACAAGCUGCAGCAUUAAAAUGCAUGAUUACAAUGCAGUAACACCCAAAUGAAUUAAGUUUUUAUCAUUGUGUCAUGCGUAAUAGUGUCAGUCUGACAAGAAGAAAAAAGUACCCAACAGUUAUAACAAAAAAAUCAGUUGAUAGAUCAUCAUCAUCAAUCAUCAGUUUCUACAAUCUGAAAGAAGAAGUGGAAUCACUGCCCACCUCUCCCGAAUCAAACAGGUAGCUUCAUCUGUUUCCUGCAUGAUGUUUUUAACAGAGCAACAUUAAGAAGAACCAGCGAGUGACACCUUGAUGAACUGAGUCAGAUGCAUGAAUACUAAUCAAAAAGUGACAGAGGACCAAUCUAACAUGUCUAAUUUCUCUCAAAAUGUUCGUUCUUGUUAACGCCAGCAACAAGAAAAAAAAAAGGGACUAAAACAACAACUCCUCCCUCCCUUCCUACCUUCCUCCCUCCCUCCAUCUAUCAAUCUAUCUGCUCCCUCCCUCAGCGUCUGAUGCCUGAAUAAGCACCGUCAGACACAUCAGUGAGCCUGUUUGCAGAUAUAAAGAACGUCAGGCGGCGGGUGGGACAGAGCAGCAGAGUGUUGGUGGAGAGACGUUUAUCUGUCCCAGAACAGAGCAGAUCAGAGGAAACUGACAGUAUCCUGCACCAAAAACUACUCCUGUCAUCCAGAGCAACAUGAGAGAGUGCAUCUCCAUCCACGUGGGUCAGGCCGGUGUCCAGACAGGAAAUGCCUGCUGGGAGCUGUUCUGCCUCGAGCAUGGCGUCGGUCCUGACGGCGUCUUCCUGGACAGUCCCACACAACAGAACUCUCGUGACGACCCGUUCAACACCUUCUUCAACACUGGGAGCUCUGGUCGUCAUGUCCCCAGAGCGUUAUAUGUGGACCUGGAGCCCACUGUGGUUGAUGAAGUGAGGACGGGAAUGUACAAGGACCUUUUCCACCCUGAGCAGCUGAUCUCUGGAAAGGAGGAUGCAGCCAACAACUACGCUCGAGGACACUACACAGUCGGGAAAGAGAUCAUCGAUGGAGUCAUGGAGCGUGUUCGUAAAAUGACCGACCAGUGCACUGGCCUUCAGGGCUUCCUGGUGUUCCACAGCUUCGGAGGUGGCACCGGCUCUGGUUUCACCUCCCUGCUGAUGGAGCGUCUGUCUGUCGACUAUGGCAAGAAGUCCAAGCUGGAGUUCUCCGUCUACCCAGCUCCCCAGGUGUCCACUGCUGUGGUGGAGCCCUACAAUGCCGUCCUCACCACCCACACCACCCUGGAGCACUCUGACUGUGCCUUCAUGGUAGAUAAUGAGGCCAUCUAUGAUAUCUGCCGCCGCAACAUGGACAUUGAGAGUCCUGGUUACACCAAUCUGAACAGGCUGAUCGGUCAGAUUGUGUCCUCCAUCACUGCCUCCCUUCGUUUUGACGGUGCCCUCAAUGUUGAUCUGACAGAGUUCCAGACCAACUUGGUCCCAUUUCCCCGUAUCCACUUCCCUCUGGUAACCUACUCACCCAUCAUCUCUGCUGAGAAGGCUUACCAUGAGCAGCUAUCAGUGGCUGAGAUCACGAGUGCCUGCUUCGAACCAUCCAAUCAGAUGGUGAAGUGUGACCCUCGUCACGGCAAGUACAUGGCUUGCUGCAUGCUCUACCGAGGUGACGUCGUCCCUAAGGAUGUAAACGCUGCCAUCGCAAAUAUAAAGACCAGACGCUCCAUUCAGUUUGUUGACUGGUGCCCCACUGGCUUCAAGGUCGGCAUUAAUUAUCAGCCUCCAACUGCGGUCCCUGGUGGAGACCUGGCCAAGGUCCAGAGGGCUGUAUGCAUGCUGAGCAACACCACUGCUAUUGCAGAGGCCUGGUCCCGCCUUGAUCACAAGUUUGAUCUGAUGUACGCUAAGCGUGCGUUCGUCCACUGGUACGUUGGUGAGGGGAUGGAGGAGGGAGAGUUUGCAGAAGCCAGAGAGGACCUGGCCUGUCUUGAAAAGGAUUACGAAGAGUUGGGUCAGAUGAACACCGAGUCUGACGAUGACGACUACGAAUACUGAGCCUUGUGAGGCAGAAAUUUCAUACUGUACUGAUGAUCUAUAUCUUCUAAGCUAGAGCUAACCAAAGAUCUCUCUCACUGCCAUGUUCUCACUUCAGCUUUACAUUAAGAAGACAAACCACUACA